AUGAGAGCCUCUGCAAUUGUGUGGGACGCCAUUGGCAAGAAAAUCAACUCCAUAGCGGUCAUUGGUGCUGGACCCGUGGGUGCUGGGCUUACGAAGGCUCUUCUACACGAAAAACGCUUUCAGCACAUCAAAGUGUUCGAAAAAAGAAGCAGUUUUGGUGGUGUGUGGAACUAUACCAAACCCAUGUUGAAGACCAAAAAUAUCACGUCGUGCCCAGAAAUUCCGUGUGAAAGACCUCACGCACGCAAUCAGGCGCAUCUGCAUCAUCAACACGGCCCGGUUUUCCAGACUCCCGUUUACAAGUACUUGGACACCAAUGUGCCUAAAUAUCUAAUGGAAUACGACAACGAGCCGUUUCCGUCAAACGCGCCGUUGUUCCCGCUGCGAAACCAAGUGUGGGACUACGUGGUCAAGUACUCAAAAGAUAUCGAAAAUCUGGUGCAGUUCAAUCGCGAAGUGGUCAAACUGCGCUACAAUGACUCAACUCAGACAUAUGCCGUUUCAACGACAGAUUUGCUCACGGGUCACUCCCAAACGGAACAGUUUGACGCAGUAGCCAUUGCCACAGGGUUCUACGAUCUGCCGUUCGUGCCCAAUCGUCCCGGCCUCAAAGAGUGGCAUCAAGAAUUUCCGAGCUCGGUCAUGCACGCCAAGGACUUUGACUGCCCCGAGGAUUUUGAAAACAUCGACGGUGCCAUUGUUAUCGUUGGCAACAGCGCCUCGGGCUCGGAUCUGGCGUUCGAACUAGCGACACACUUAAAAAGGCCUAUCUACAAGUCCAAGAGAUCAGAAUCUGCACUACCAUCUGGGUAUGACUCUCACAUCUGCGAAGUGCCCGACAUCUCAAGUUUUGACAGACAAAACAAACGCAUUGAGUUGGUAAACGGUACCACAAUCGAGAAUGUCGAAAAAGUAAUUUACUGUACAGGCUAUUUGAAAUCGCUGCCGUUUCUGCCGAAACCUUCGGAGGUAGAGUCUCAUGGAGACUCUAUCUUAAGUGGACUUAUAACAGAUGGAACCCGUUUACACAAUCUGUACAAUCAUAUCGUACCGUACCAUUUGCCCACAAUGGGCAUCCUAGGCUUGCCCAAAUAUGUGCUUCCCACACGUCUGAGCGAGACUCAGGGAGCGUGGCUUGCGAGAGUAUGGAGUGGACGCAUUGAGCUGCCGUCCCUAGAGGUGAUGAAAUACUACGACAACUGGUUUGUCGAGAACAAUGGCAAUAACGGGAAAUACCAUGAUUUGAAUUUUCCCAUGGACGUCCAGUACUCUCAAAGACUCAACAGUGAAAUUCGUCGCGCUGGCAAUGGUGGUUACUUCGGGGUCGAGUGGACGGGCGACCAGAUAAAGCUCAGAAGCUCUAUAAAGCCUUUGAAGGAAGGGUAUCUUGCAUAUUUCAAAGAGACGGGCACGAGAGCGAUGACCGUGAAAGAGUUAAUUGAAAAGGGAUAUUUUGAGUGGCCUCACGACGCAUUGACCACAGUGCAGGUUCCUCAAAUAGUUCCUUAG
Messenger RNA from Lachancea meyersii CBS 8951, 1509 nucleotides. NCBI's taxonomy places the organism in Eukaryota, Fungi, Ascomycota, Saccharomycetes, Saccharomycetales, Saccharomycetaceae. The record is from the annotation of a GenBank genome assembly.